This is a messenger RNA of Notothenia coriiceps (black rockcod), 1187 nucleotides long. Its product is annotated as nuclear receptor subfamily 1 group D member 2-like. Gene Ontology annotation, molecular function: nuclear receptor activity; RNA polymerase II cis-regulatory region sequence-specific DNA binding; zinc ion binding. The transcript has 3 exons. NCBI's taxonomy places the organism in Eukaryota, Metazoa, Chordata, Actinopteri, Perciformes, Nototheniidae. The record is from RefSeq and is a predicted model, not a curated record. The annotation marks the transcript as partial. Gene Ontology annotation, biological process: negative regulation of transcription by RNA polymerase II; hormone-mediated signaling pathway; positive regulation of transcription by RNA polymerase II.
GGCUUCUUCCGGAGGAGCAUCCAGCAGAACAUCCAGUAUAAGAAGUGCCUUAAGAACGAGAGCUGCCCCAUCAUGAGGAUCAACAGGAACCGCUGCCAGCAGUGCCGCUUCAAGAAGUGCCUGUUGGUGGGGAUGUCCCGGGACUCGGUGCGUUUCGGGCGGAUCCCGAAGCGGGAGAAGCAGCGGAUGCUCCUGGAGAUGCAGAGCGCCAUGAACAACAUGAUGAACAACCAGAACCAGAACCAGAACCAGCUGCUCGUGGGCCAGAUCCACCAAAACCAGCUGCUCGGGGGCCCCAUGCUGCCCUGCCCUCUCCCAGCCAAUGACGCUACCUCAGAGAACGCAGGCCUCGCCCCCUGCCCUCGCUCCAGCCAAUCAGACGUGGGCGUGGCCAUGGACACCAGCUCUUCCUCUCCCUGUGCGUCUGACAGCCUAUCAGAGGAGGCGAUUGGCUCCGUGACUCGGGCCCACCAGGAGACCUUCAUGUACAACCAGGAGGCCCCGCCUACUUCCGCCAAGGUCCCGCCCCCUUCCACUGAGGCCCCACCCCCUCAGGACAGCUGGAACCACAACAGCAACAACAUGGGGACCCUGCAGGACCCCCAGGAGGCCACGCCUCCUCCCACCCACUGCCCCUUCAGGGGGUCCAGAGGCUCCGCCCCCUACGCACAUGUGGCCUUUGUAGCUCCGCCCCCUGAGGGUCCUGUAAACACUGCCAACAGCGCCCCCCCGUGGAGAGGAGGCAACAGGAUGCACCUGGUGUGUCCGAUGAACACUUCUCCUCACGUGGAUCCUCACAAGUCGGGACACGAGGUUUGGGAGGAUUUCUCUCACAGUUUCACCCCCGCCGUCAGGGAGGUGGUGGAGUUCGCUAAGAAGAUCCCGGGUUUCAGAGACCUGUGUCAACACGACCAGGUCAGCCUGCUGAAGGCCGGCACCUUCGAGGUAAAAUAAUAAUAAUAAUAAUGCGUUUAUUUAGUGUAACACCUUUCACAGAAAUACAAUUCACAAAGUGCUUCACAAGAAAGAGCUAGAGUUCAAAUGAAGACCACAGAAACAUGAAUACAAUAAGAACAUGAGGCAGACAGUAAGGUUAACAUAAAAACAAAACACAGAGCACGUUGAGAGUGUGUGUGUGUUUGAGGUGUGUUUGUUUGAGGUGUGUGUUUGAGGUGUGUGUUUGAGGU